Pichia kudriavzevii is the source of this 1557-nucleotide messenger RNA. RefSeq lists its product as uncharacterized. The record is from RefSeq and is a predicted model, not a curated record. The transcript has a single exon. Bases 1 to 1557 code for a protein of 518 amino acids. Lineage: Eukaryota; Fungi; Ascomycota; Pichiomycetes; Pichiales; Pichiaceae. Gene Ontology annotation, molecular function: flavin adenine dinucleotide binding; N,N-dimethylaniline monooxygenase activity; NADP binding.
AUGAACAUCAACAAGAUCGCAAUUAUAGGAGGAGGACCCAGUGGUUUGGUGACACUAAAUGAACUCCUGCAUACAUCUAAAGAUGGAACAUCAACGAUACAAAGCUUUGAAGUGGAGAAGAACAGAAUUUCCGAUGAUCCUGCAUUUGAAAAAAUAGUGGUUUUUGAACAGGGUCAGGAUAUAGGUGGAGUGUGGAAGUAUUCUGAGGAGAGAGACCCCUCUUUCCCCAAAUGCGAUCCCAAUAACUAUCACAGACCGGAAUUUGUGAGCCCUGCGUUUGAAUGUCCCCCCUCAGAAGAAUUAAAAUGUACAUCGAGAGAGAAACCGUUUUGCAGAGAUAUCUCAUCACAAAGUUCAACAUGGACUAAAAGUGGAAUAUAUAAACAUCUAUUCACUAAUGUUCCAAAUAACCUGAUGCGCUUUUCAUCUGGAUUAGACAUUGAAAUUCCUGGUACGGCAUCGCAUGAAAACCCGUACUAUCCUUUCGUAACCCAUCAACAAGUUUUACAAUAUCUAGAGGAAUAUACAAGGGUGAACAAUUUGCGUGAAUACAUCAGAUUCAAUUCGACUGUAGUGAAACUUCAUAAGGUCGAUGGGAAAUGGAGGGUCACUGUUUUAAACAAAGGUGAUGAAUCUAGCAAAGAUAAGUGGUACAUUGAAGAUUUUGAUGCUGUAGUUUUAGCUACAGGGAGGUUUAAUAUCCCAUUUGUUCCGUAUGUUGAAGGGAUGUGCGAAUAUAACGAAUCUCAUCCAACUGUGAUUUCACAUACCAAGGCAUAUCGGGAAGUAGAAGAAUAUCGUGGCAAAAAAGUGUUAGUUGUAGGGUCCAGUAUCAGCGCUAUUGAUCUGUUACAGUACUUGAUUCCUGCCGCUCGAGAAGUUUGGGUGGCUAGUGAUAGGAAAGUGGAAAGUGGAGGACACGUCAAGGAAGGACAAUGGAUUCAUGAUAUAUUAAGUGAUGAAAACGCAAAGUUUCAUAGGUGUCGCAGAAUACAACGCAUUCAUACCGAUGGAGGUGUUGAAUUUACAGACGGAUCAAUUCAAUACGAUUUUGAGAAAAUAUUGUUUGCAACUGGGUAUCACUUGUCAUAUCCUUUCUUAGACGUUCCCGAAAAUGCAGGAAAGGAGUACAUUCGAAUCCUCUCGGGCAAGCACGGGUCUGAGAAUCAUGCCCAGACCAAAUCAGAUGGCUUAUUCAUGCACACAUUUUCUGUAGUUGAUCCCACGUUGGCUUUUGUGGGGAUUGCGCACAACCCACUGAUAUUUUUAACAUCCGAAGCCAAUGCAAUGGCGAUAUCAGGAGUUUGGAGUGGAUCCCGGGAACUCCCACCAGUGGCAGAGCAAGUCGAUUGGUGUGCAGAGAAACUCGAUUUGGAGAGAGUUGGUCUACAAAUGAUCGAUGAAAAUGACUUGAAGGAUUUCAUUGAUGAGAUUUAUUCUUAUGCUCCUAAGGACAGGGUCAGCUUCUCUUAUCUGAUUAAGGAGGACGAGGUUGAACGAUCCAGACACGUACUUAAAGACUUAUUUUACGAUUAUACUGAAGGCAGGAGAUGCUGA